ACCAUGAGAGCAGAGGUGGCGAUUGUGCUUCUGGCUGUCUUACUGCAGCAAGCUUCAUCAGCAGACGGAGUAAUCAUCAACAUCAACAUCAACAGGUCUGGCGGUUACAGGCUGGGAGGAUGGCCCCUGUUACACGCCAGUAAGGAUAUACUAAAUGCUGAGUUGACUGACAAAGUUGCAGAGUUGCAGAAGCAGCUUGGCUUCAUGACAGACCAAAAUGCUGACUUGCAGGAGCACCUCAGUAUAGUGACCAACGAACUCAUGCUCUAUAAAACUGCUGCAGCCCUCAGCACUCCUGAUCCAGUCAGCACUCCUGAUCCAGUCACCACCCCUGGUGCUGGAACCACCCCUGGUGCUGGAACCACCCCUGGUGCUGGAACCACCCCUGGUGCUGGAACCACCCCUGGUGCUGGAACCACCGCUGGUCCCGGAACCACACCUGGUCCUGGAACCACACCUGGUCCUGAAACCACACCUGGCCCUGGAACCAUACCUGGUCCUGGAACCACACCUGGUCCUGGUCCUGGAGCCACACCUGGUCCCGGAACCACACCUGGUCCUGGAACCACACCUGGUCCUGGAACCACACCUGGUUCUGGAACCACACCCGGUCCUGGAACCACACCUGGUCCUGGAACCACACCUGGUCCUGGAACCACACCUGGUCCUGGAACCACACCUGGUCCUGGAACCACACCUGGUCCUGGAACCACACCUGGUCCCAGAACCACACCUGGUCUCGGAAGCACACCUGGUCCUGGUCCUGGAACCACAUCUGGUCCUGGUCCUGGAACCACACCUGGUCCUGGUCCUGGAACCACACCUGGUCCUGGAACCACACCUGGUCCUGGAACCACACCUGGUCCUGGAACCACACCUGGUCUCAGAAGCACACCUGGUCCUGGUCCUGGUCCUGGAACCACAUCUGGUCCUGGUCCUGGAACCACACCUGGUCCUGGUCCAUUCAUCACUCUUGACCCUGACAGCGAACCUUAUCCAACCAAUUCAUCUGAUGAGGAACCAGCUCCAGCCUGUCCAAUCAGCUACGAACAGUUCCUGGACAGGUGCUUCCACUUCUCCACCGAAUACAGCAACUACGCUGGUGCCAAGUCCGCCUGUCAGGCUGCUGGCGGGCACCUGGCUAUGCCCAAAGACUUGGCAACAAACGACUUCCUCACUGGCCAGAUCUACAAUAAGUACACUCCUGGCUCCAUGGCCUGGUUCGGCCUGACAGACCAGGUGCAGGAGGGAGUCUGGGUGUGGGAGGACGGCACGCCACUAAAUGGCUGGUCUGACUGGGGGUUUGGGCAACCCGACAAUUAUACUGCAGAGUCUGACUGUGCUUUGUGGGAAGCUUUUGAUGUCUAUAGGUGGCAUGAUGCAGAUUGCUCCAACAGUCAGUAUUACGUGUGUGAGGUAACUGUUGUUGGGUAACUUAUGGCUGAAAACACAAGCUGUACCAAGUGACGGUUUGAAAUUUUGGUGUAAAUGCUACCGUUGUCUCAGACUACACAACUGCGAGAAUGACAUGAUUAUAUAUUUGCAAUUCCAGGUGUUUGA
Messenger RNA from Branchiostoma floridae (Florida lancelet), 1560 nucleotides. RefSeq names its product mucin-1-like. The record is from RefSeq and is a predicted model, not a curated record. Bases 4 to 1434 code for a protein of 476 amino acids. The transcript has 3 exons. Lineage: Eukaryota; Metazoa; Chordata; Leptocardii; Amphioxiformes; Branchiostomatidae.